This is a messenger RNA of Lodderomyces margitis, 1524 nucleotides long. RefSeq names its product cytochrome P450. The transcript has a single exon. The record is from RefSeq and is a predicted model, not a curated record. Bases 1 to 1524 code for a protein of 507 amino acids. Lineage: Eukaryota; Fungi; Ascomycota; Pichiomycetes; Serinales; Debaryomycetaceae. Gene Ontology annotation, molecular function: heme binding; iron ion binding; oxidoreductase activity, acting on paired donors, with incorporation or reduction of molecular oxygen, reduced flavin or flavoprotein as one donor, and incorporation of one atom of oxygen.
AUGAAUUACAUUCUUUAUUUGGUUUUGUUUACGGCUUUCAUCAUUUACAAAGUGAUUGACCAUGUACACUAUACCAGAAGGGCCAAAAAAUACGGAUGCAAGCCAGCCAAACAAGUUCCUUAUAGAAUCCCAUUUGGAGGAUUUGGAUUAGAGUUUUUGUUGUAUCUCAAAAAUAAACAUGAUCAUGGGUUAGCCCACGAAGGCUUAGAUGAUAUAUUCCGCAAGUUGAACACAACAACAAUUGCCACUACUGUUGGUAUCGAAUACAAUGUUUUCACGGCUGAGCCAGAAAAUAUUCGACAUAUGGUUUCAUCGGCUCAUACAUCGGAGUUUGGCCUUGGGGUGAGAUUAGAAGUAUUUUCUUUAUUAUUAGGCGAUGGGGUAUUUUCGAGUGAAGGUACAAGUUGGAAACAUUCCCGGAUGAUGCUUAGACCAUUCUUUGCCAGAGAAAAUAUCAAACAAAUUCAAUCAAUGGAACCAUUUGUUCAAAGUAUAAUCAAGGCAAUUAAAAAGGCUCCUAAUAUGAAAAUUGAUAUGCAAGACAUUUUCCAACAUUUCACCUUGGACUAUUCUACAUUUUUCUUGCUUGGUGAGAGUUGCGAUUGUUUGAAAUCGUAUCUUGGUGAGCCAACAAAUGGUUCAAUUACAAGUGAAUCUAAAGCCAAAUUUGCUGAAUCUUUUGACAAGGGGGCCGAUUAUUUAUUGUGGAAACUAAUGGCGGGGAAGUUCCAUCCCUUUUAUCAGCCAAGGCAAUUGUACAUUUAUAUCAAGUAUCAACAUGAUUUGGUUGAUUAUUAUGUACAAAAAGCAUUGAAUAUGAGUGAACAGGAUUUGAAAAAUUCAUCGAACGACGGUACUACAUUCAUAUACGACCUUGCUCAACAAACAAAAGACCCCAAAGUGCUUCGUGAUGAAAUAUUGAGUAUCAUUGUUGCUGGAAGAAGUACAACUAGUGCGUUGAUGACUUUCUUGUUUCUUGAAUUGGGCCGUCAUUCAGAUGUGUUUGUCAGAUUGAGAGAUAUAGUCAGAACGCAAUUCCCUGAUGUUGAAUCAAUCACCUUUGAGUCCAUACAGCAGUGUGAGUAUUUACGGUGGUGUAUAAAUGAGACGUUGAGAUUUCGUCCACCUGUACCAUACAAUUCUAGGACUGCAAUACAUGACACCGUUUUACCUAGAGGCGGAGGAGACGAUAACGAGUCGCCCAUGUUUGUUAGAAAGGGAACCAAGAUUAUCCAUCCAUUGUGGUCUGUCCAUAGGUUGGAGAAAUAUUUUGGUAAAGAUACCCAUAGCUUUAAUCCGGACAGAUGGAGUAGCUUGCCUGUAAGUGGAGGCUUGGCAUUUAUGCCCUUUGGUACUGGACCUCGUAAUUGUUUAGGGCAACAGUUGGCACUACUCGAGACUAGCUAUGUUGCAAUUCGGUUGUUACAGACUUUUGAUUCGAUCAAGCUGGAUUUAGCUAAUGUGCGGACGAAGUCAACCGUGACUAUGGUGUCAAUGGACGGAUGCAAGGUGACUUUUGGCUGA